This is a messenger RNA of Cherax quadricarinatus, 2904 nucleotides long. Its product is annotated as longitudinals lacking protein, isoforms A/B/D/L-like. Gene Ontology annotation, biological process: regulation of transcription by RNA polymerase II. Gene Ontology annotation, cellular component: nucleus. The record is from RefSeq and is a predicted model, not a curated record. Gene Ontology annotation, molecular function: protein binding. Lineage: Eukaryota; Metazoa; Arthropoda; Malacostraca; Decapoda; Parastacidae.
UACAAGGUGGCUAGCUGAUUAUCAUUGUGACGCAACAGUGCACAAGAUAAUGGUUGCAGCAUGACUGAUAAGGUCCCCCCCUUAGAUGGCGUCCGCCAGUAUACAACAACUACACGCCAUAAUCACAGCAACCACACGCCAUAAUAUUCCCCCUCGCGAGCCUUCGUGUUCUCACCCUCUUCCACCAUUAUUCUGGAAUAAGUUGACGUGUUGCAUAGUGCUUCUGAAGACUCGAAUAGUAAUGCAUUAAACAAACUCAGUAACUACUAUAUCUAAUCAGCUUAGUGCCGACAGUUGUGAAAAAGACGCGGUUGCAGAAUUAAGUGUUAUCCUAGAAGAGAGACCGUAGAUCUUAAUUACUCGUAUUAAGACCUCCCUCUCCAUCCUGAAGAGAUAACUAGUAGGUUACGACUCGACAUUUAUGGUGAUGCUUUUAGUUUACUGAAAACUGUACAAGAGGAGUGGAGUGGCUCGUGCCUCUCACUCCACAAGGAGUGAAGGUCAAACUGGACAGUAUAGACAACUACCCUGCGUCAUUCUUUCGAAAAUCUACGCUAGUUGUGUCAAAAUGGUGGAUCAGCAGCAAUUUUGUCUGCGGUGGAAUAACCAUGGGUCAACUCUGGUCGCUGUUUUUGAUAACCUAUUGGCCAGCGAGUCUCUGGUGGACGUCACACUCUUCGCAGAGGGCCAGCUGCUCAAAGCACACAAAGUUGUUUUAUCAGCGUGUUCGCCAUAUUUCCAGAAACUGUUUGCUCAAACUACAGAUAAGCACCCCAUUGUGAUAUUAAAGGAUGUAAAACAUAACGAACUCAAGGCUUUGUUGGAUUAUAUGUAUCGCGGAGAAGUUAAUGUCUCCCAGGACCAACUAGGGCCAUUAAUAAAGACAGCCGAGUCGCUCAAAAUUAAAGGUUUGGCUGACGGGAGCAAUAAGCCUGAAACUGAGUCACAUACCACACAUACCACCAGCCAUGACCGGGUCAAGUCUGAAAAUUCUCACUCUGAUACCAAAAGUGGUCAUUCAGGACUAGAUGCCUUCCCCAUUCCUCCAGUCUCCAUUCCUUCUGUGUUGUCUACUGUCCUGACGAUGCCACCGGCACUUAGCUUGGCUUCUUCAAAUUUGGUUCCUCCUAUAAAAUUACCUAACUUAGCCACCACAACAGUGAUGGAUCUUUGUCCACGAGAAGAUGGAGGCUCUCCUCAUGCAAAACGGAGAAGAAAAAUGCGCCAAAAGUCAGGUGAGGGGGACAGUGGAGACAGUGAUGCCAGGUCAUCUAGUUCACCAGGUGAUGGUAUUCAGUUACCUCGUAUACCAGCUACCAUUACCCCCAUACCACCUCAUCCAACCCACCGUGACCAACAUCUACAACAGAAAGAACGAGAGCGAGAGCAUGAGAGGGAGCGUGAACGAGAGCGGGAGAGAGAGCGUGAACAAGAGCUACAGCAACUACGGGAGCGUGACCGUGAACAGGAACGAGAAAGAGCGAGAGAGCGAGAAGGGGAAAUUAGAGAAUCGUUACGAGCAAGUAGUCCUUCUCCUGAAAACCUCGUUGGGUCUUCAAGAGCAGACUAUCUUACAGACAUCCCCCGAUCCUCGCCAAGUAUAACAAGGUACCACAGUGACCAUGAUCAUGGAUCUUCUAGCCCAAGCAAACCAGUAUCAAUGAUUGGUCGUGCUGAUGAAAACAGCAGUGAUGCCAACCAUCAGACAGACGAAGAGUGUGAUGACAGGAGUAUAGGUGACCGAAUAUCUCACGAACAUCCAGACACCCCUGGACCAUCAACGUCGCGACUUCUACCAGAAGAUACUCCACAUACACCCAGUUACCUUGGAUGGCCGUAUCCAUCAGAGACGUCUGCCAAUGAGGAGUCAUUUCCUUCCUUAGAAAACACCAAUCAAGGCCAUCAUACUCCCCAAGUAUCCUCCUGUGCUGCAUCCCCUGGACGCUCCUAUGAUCCUAUGUCCCACUUAGUUCCUCCUUCCCCAUCCCCAUCAUCCUUGUCCUCAUCCCCUGCCCAUUAUUUAGUAUCACCUCCUUCUCCAAAUCCCAAUCCUCCACCUGACCUUAUAUACCUGUCUGGGUUGAGAGGAAUGGGACUGGGUCACUCUCAACCAGUAAGCCGCCUGGAGUUGCUGACACGAGCUCUGACCCAUCGAGCAUUAGCCGACACACCGAAACCUGAACAUCACAGCAUUCUACCAUUUAACCUAGCCUCUCAUAGUCCUUUUCGGCACAUCGAUACAAAGCCCAUCCUAAGCCUAAACAGCUCAUUCCAUAGUAACAUCUAUAGCAACAGCACCAGGAACAGCACUGACAACCAGCACAACAAUAACAGCCUUACAAGUGACAACAGUGAUGGGGGAACUGUUAGCGUGUCAUUGAUGCAAUCAGCUAAUAGCACUAAUGGAGGUUUGGUGCACACUUGUGAUCGUUGCGGAAAGGGCUAUGGUGUUAGACGGUCUCUUUACCGCCAUCAGAAGUUUGAGUGUGGUGUUGAACCGAAGUUCAUGUGUCCUGUGUGCAACAAGAAGUGUACACACAAGUUCAACUUGAAGCAACAUAUGUUAUCUCAUCACAAAUAUGCAGUACACUAAAUUAUUUUCAAGACCUCAUAGCACUGUGACUUGAAAAAUAAAUGUGUAUCAGACAGAAUAUUUAAAUAAUGUGUUGUGUUUUUGCUUUACUUUGUAACCAAUGAUCUCAUUUUUCUAGUGGAUUGAUUCUCAGAAGGUCCCAGACCCUCGUCAUAUUGUUUAUUGCUUCUUUAUAUUGUUUUGUUUUUCCACUGUAUUGUUCAUUUUAGUUUUAAUUUCGUUAGUUGUGAUUAAUUUGUUUAAGGUUGUGAAAUGAUACUGUCUUGUAUAUUUUGUAUGCUAGUACUGCAUGGCUUUAUUAUCCCUCCCUC